CUCCUAACCUCUCCAGAGGGACCUUCCCCUCAGAAAAGAGAAUCGUCGGGACGGGAAGCACGACGUCCGAGAUUUACGUGUGGAAGAAGCCCUAAACUGUCUGACUAACAUGGAUUUAUUUUUUGUUCUCUGAUUGAAGUAGUUAUUGUGAGUUUUUCUUUUUAACGGAAGCAUGAAGACGUUUUAUUUUGCGAUGAACACAAUAAUGAAUAACGUUGUGCUUUUAAUCCUCACCGUGGUCAUUGCGACUUCUGCUGCUGAACCCAGCCGCAGGUUGGCCAUGUCAGAAGAUACAACCUGGAAUAAGACAUCCAGCCAGAUUCUUUGCAAGGAAAACCAAGAGUACCUACAUGACAAUUUUUGCUGCAAAAAUUGUGAGGCUGGAACUCAUGUGGACAUGCCCUGCACUCCAGACUCAGAGAUGGGAACAUGCGCGCCCUGUGAGCCCAACACCUACACGGAGCAUUCAAACGGCAUGCUGCGAUGUCUCCCGUGCACAUCAUGUCGCAAUGACCAGCAGAUGGUGGCUUCAUGUACCCGCACACAGGACACGCAGUGCCAUUGCAAGCCCAGCACCUUCUGUGUGCCCGAGCAAGCCUGCGAAGUCUGCAAGAAGUGCAGCAGAUGUAAACUGGAUGAGGAGAAGGUGCAGAACUGCACAAGCAUGUCCAACACCGUCUGCAGGAAAAAAGGCGCCACACCCCUCCCCACCCCAACCCCCACCCCCUCGCCCACUCCCAGAUCAGUUUCUCCAUGGAUCAUUAUACUGAUAGUAACACUAUUUUUUGUCAUCAUUUCAUCCAUCAUAUAUUAUUUCUGGAAGAAGCAGUGGUGCAUCCACAGUAUAACAGCCACUCCAAUAGACGCCAAGGACAUGGUGGUAAUUCCAGUGGCCAGUGAGAACAACCAGACGGUAGAAGAGCAACAGAAUGACCAGAAUGCUUUGCGGGAGGAGCCACAGCCAGGAAUUAUGUGCACACCAGAGGAAAUGCCCCUCAAGUCCACCUUAGAUGAAGAAGACAAAGGGCUAGGGGACAGUCUGCCCAACACCACCAGCUCAUCGCAAACCAGCUUGCCACGCGACAGCCCAGAGUUGUGCAGGCCGCUGGCAAAAGAAUUGGAUUACCCGAAUGAAAAACUAAUUCCAGCGAAAAAUCUAAAUGGGGAAGACGCCCUGAAGAAAAGCUUUGAUAUUAUUGGGGAAUGUCUGGAUGCACAUAUUUAUAACCGUUUUUUCCGGAAUAUAGGGCUCAGCGAUAAUGCCAUAAAAAAUGCUACCAGCUCUAAUCCUGCAGACAGAGUUUAUGAACUCCUUACGACCUGGAUGCAGCGAGAAGGGCGAAAAGCUGAUAUUAAUUACCUUAUUCAAAUAUUGAUUAGUUUAAAUCAAAGAUUAUCAGCAGAAAGCAUUAUUGCAAAGGUAAUUGAAGAUGGACUUUAUAUGUAUGAUGACCAAUGCUCGUAAACGCAUGGCUUCAUGUUACUUGAAAAACUUGAAACAUGUUGGAACUGAGCCCUUGUUAUUACCUCAGGUAUAAGUUCUACUUGGGAAGGAAAGGCAGUGCUGAUCUUUUCCCAGCAUUCACUUGGAGCCCGCUUGCCAGUUGCACACUGUCUCCAUCAUUUGUGAUGGUCAGGGCUGUUACCGUGUGAACAGGACUGGAUAUACACUGGUUUAGAAUAAGCAGCAUAGCCAAAGGCACUUUUCAGUACAGUAUGUCCACUGAGCUGUUUUCCGAUGGGCUGUCAUCAGGCGGAGAUCUUUUGCCAGUGCUGGUAUCCAUUCCAUCAGGUGUUUUGAAAACUUGUCUCUGCCCAUGGUACAGAAACUUGCAUGUUUCUGUAAGUUUAGUAUCAAGUCGGCCUUUUCAUUAAAAUCAGCAUUAUUAUCCAUAGCUGGCUUUUCUGUAAUAGGUGUUUUAUUAUUAUUUUUUAGUUCCUCACAAAGAUGUUUGCUUUCGUAAUUUUUAUUUAUAUGUCAGAAUUUCCCCCCAAAAGUUUUAAACUCAAGCACAAUUCCCCCAACUAUGAUUACUUCGGGAAGCUAACCCUGCUAUUUUGUGUUAUUUUGUAAAUUUAAUAAAUAUUAGUUGCUAUAACAUUCUUCCAAUACAUAUAGCAAUGCUUCUUGUAUGGUCCAAUAUUUAUUUUGACAAAAUAUUUUAUAAGUGUUUGUCUUGUUUUUUGUUGUUUGACUUUUUUAUAUAAGAAUGUAUGUUUUCUCUUAGGUCCUGUACAUUCUUAAAUAAAAAUAAUGAAUAAUACAUGUAGAAAAUGUCUUGGUGUUGGGUCAGUGGGAACCCGGGUGUUCAGUAGUUAUGCAUGCAAUUUAACAUAUUUAUUGCAUAUAGAAAGUCUCUCCAUGGGUUACAGUUCAGAAAAGAUUCUUUUUCCAUUAAGUGGACGGUAUUUUGAAGCAUCUUCAUCAUUACCAAAAAUGGAGAGAAAUCAUUUAGUAACCUAAAAUGUGUGGCACGGUGCAGAGAGUAUUACUGUUGCUUCCUGUCUCCAGGACUGAGAGUUCAGAUCCCGUUUCUGCUCUGUGUUUUUAUUUAAUUUAGUUUUGAUGUUCUAUCCCUGUGCUAGUCCAAAGACAUGCAAAUUUGCCUGUAGUGUGUGUGUGUGUGCGCCAUGGACUGGAAUACUAUCCAGGAAGUUCCCCUGCCUUGUGUUCUGUGCUGCCUGGGAGAAGUUCCAUGACCUCCUGUGACCCUAUAUGGAUACACGAUCAAUGGACUAAAAUAUUAUUUUACCAUGAAGUACACAGCAUUUAUAACUGCCUUUACUAAGCAGAAGAAUAGGUAAAUGCAUUUCAGAUGACACAUCAAGCCAGAUUGCUGUUAUGUUCUUUAAUGAUUGUGAUUAAUUCAGAAUAAAAAGGACUGAACCAGAAAA
Messenger RNA from Brienomyrus brachyistius, 2895 nucleotides. RefSeq names its product tumor necrosis factor receptor superfamily member 10B-like. The coding region runs from base 173 to 1465 and encodes 430 amino acids. The transcript has 10 exons. Gene Ontology annotation, biological process: positive regulation of apoptotic process; TRAIL-activated apoptotic signaling pathway. Gene Ontology annotation, cellular component: plasma membrane; cell surface. Lineage: Eukaryota; Metazoa; Chordata; Actinopteri; Osteoglossiformes; Mormyridae. Gene Ontology annotation, molecular function: protein binding. The record is from RefSeq and is a predicted model, not a curated record.